This is a messenger RNA of Pyricularia grisea, 1365 nucleotides long. RefSeq lists its product as uncharacterized. The transcript has a single exon. The record is from RefSeq and is a predicted model, not a curated record. Bases 1 to 1365 code for a protein of 454 amino acids. Gene Ontology annotation, biological process: lipid catabolic process. Gene Ontology annotation, molecular function: triacylglycerol lipase activity. NCBI's taxonomy places the organism in Eukaryota, Fungi, Ascomycota, Sordariomycetes, Magnaporthales, Pyriculariaceae.
AUGCUACCACCGGCCAUCCUCCUUCUAGGCGCCGCCGUCCUCGGCCGCUGCCAAGAAGCAUCCUCCGGCUGCGGUCCCAGCUGCAAAGCAGCCUUCAAAGAGGCGCUUGCCGCCGAGGCCGUCAACUGGGCCACCUACAACGUGACCAACGACGCCUUUUACGACACUCCCGGCAACUUUUCCAGCUCGUCCAAGCCCGGUGACCUCCUCCGCUGGCAGGAUCUCAGCUCCGACCAGCUGGCAUCCAACUUCACCCUGGUCCCGACGGGCAUGUCCCUGUCUCGGUUCAUCUACGUGACCGAAGACAAGGACCGCAAACCCAUCCCCUCGAGCGGCUACGUGCUCCUGCCCUACUCCAUCCCGGACGGGCGCGACAAGUUCCGCACCGUGGCGUGGGCGCACGGCACCGCCGGCAACGGGCGCAAGUGCGCCCCGAGCAACAACCAACGCCUCGACUACAGCUGGCUGGCGCCGUUCCUGUACGCCUCGCACGGGUACGCGGUCGUCGGGACCGACUACGCCGGGCUCGGCGUCGAGAUCCCCACCACCUUCCAGUACGAGGCGGGCCAUCUGCACGCCGCCGACGUGGCGUAUUCGGUCGUCGCCGCGCGCAAGAUGGUCGGCCACUUGCUGACGGAUGAGUGGGUCGUCGCGGGCCACAGCGAGGGCGGCAUGACGGCCUGGAGGACCAACGAACGGCUGGCCAUGCCGGGCCAGGACGGGCUGCUCAAGGCGGGCAGGUUCCUAGGCGCCGCGUCCAUCGCACCCGCCCUGCAGCCCAUCAAGCUCAUCCCCAGGGAGAUUGAGCGCGCCAAGGGUGGGCAUAUCGAGAUUGUGUCGGUUUACCUGCUGCAGGCGCUGUCGGGCCUCUACCCGGACACCAUCAAAAAGGAGGACUACCUGACCGAGAACGCCCUGACUCUCCUACCGUACAUCAACCAGGGCUGCCUCCGCACCGGCUCGACCAUCAUGUCUCUGUUCAACGUCAGCCAGAUCUACAAAAACACGAGCUGGAUCACCGGGCCCGUGAUGCAAAAGUGGCAGAAGGAAAUCAACGGCGCCGGGCCGCACAAGCUAGCGGGUCCCAUGCUGGUCGUCCAGGGCGAGGCUGACGUUUUGACGUACCCCGAAUUCGCAGAGGAGGAUUUCGACGCGACGUGCAAGGAGUUUCCGGAUUCCAGCGCAGAGUAUUACAAAGUGCCGGGUGCAGGGCACGGGACCAGCCUAGAGGCAAGUGCGCUUUAUUAUAUACCCUGGAUCAAAUCCCUUUUCGAAGGGAGGACCCCCCAGGCUGGUUGUAGGAAGGUGACUGCAAAGCCUGUGACGGAUCGGUUCAGCAAGGAUAGAACGGGGCCGCUGGCUUGA